Molecule: messenger RNA, 299 nt
Organism: Scutellospora calospora
Lineage: Eukaryota; Fungi; Glomeromycota; Glomeromycetes; Diversisporales; Gigasporaceae
Source: the annotation of a GenBank genome assembly
CCCUUUAGAUUUUCCUGCUAAUAAAAGUAUUGUCCAGAAUAACGAAUUGCCCCCCGUGACAAACGAAUUGUCUGUGACUCUACGAUUGAAUAUUCCUAAUCAUGAUUCAGAAACUGUUAUUUUUCAUAAAGGCGCGGGUGAAAAUCGUAGUCCCAGGCUUUUUCUACAUCCAAAUAACUCAGCACCACUCCCAGUAUGUUCGACGAACACUAACAUGAAUUUGUUCUUUACUGUCGGAACUGGACUUAAGACGAACAAAUGGUACCAUAUAGGAUACACACUUUCUGAACCUAAGAAAC